This is a messenger RNA of Cotesia congregata, 786 nucleotides long. NCBI's taxonomy places the organism in Eukaryota, Metazoa, Arthropoda, Insecta, Hymenoptera, Braconidae. The record is from the annotation of a GenBank genome assembly.
AUGGAGCACAUCAGGCGAUACAUGGAAGGUACAAUGACCGCUCCGACGACACCCUGUGGUGGAUUAUCAAUAGGCAGUCCCAGUCAGCGUUUAUUCGACAGCGAGAGCGACGACAAUGAAAAUGAUCCGCAUCGUCAAUUGGGCACUUGUAAUGGCUACAACUCCCAUCCUGGAAGCAAAUCUAAUUUACUUCUCUGCAUGCAGUGCGACAUGGAGUCACGGGACUGCUCCUACCGUCCACGUAAAUCGGUCAAUAAAACCGGGAGGUACCUCGAGGAGGAACGUGCUCUGAGGUGCCAAGAGUGCUACGCCGCCCAGCAGAUUUCCACCGACGAUCGCUGCAUACACUGUGAUACUAUGACUCACGACGAGCAGCCGGAUUUAAUCUGCUUCGGCUAUCAAGAUGAUGCAGAUGAUCGCACUACUGAGGAAGAAGGGAUUGUCCUGUGUUCCAAGUGCGAAGAACCCAGCACUACUGAAACCACCGAGAGUCCUGGGCAAAAUGGAUCAGGAACUCAACCCUCGUCAUCCAGUGAAGCCGGUGGUGCCUAUCCCGUUGACGCGGUUGUUAAAAUCCACGUUAAUGAUAAGUCUUUUGACGGCGACUCUGAUGACACUAAUGAUGAUUCAAGUGCGCCGAUUAAUAAUCGCGAAUUCGAACCCGUUGAUAGACUAUCGCCAAUUGUUGAACACGUCCAAGCGGUUGAUAAUAACGACGCUAAUGGAGCUAUAAAUGAGUCGAACAAUCCGGGAUUUAAUGCCCAGCAUAACGCUUUACGAAGUUGA